Molecule: messenger RNA, 4167 nt
Organism: Macrosteles quadrilineatus (aster leafhopper)
Lineage: Eukaryota; Metazoa; Arthropoda; Insecta; Hemiptera; Cicadellidae
Product: nidogen
Exons: 26
Coding region: 106-4038 (1310 amino acids)
Biological process (GO): cell-matrix adhesion
Molecular function (GO): calcium ion binding
Source: RefSeq, a predicted model, not a curated record
UAUUAUUAAUCCCCAGUCCGUACGCGCCCCAAAAUACGUGCGAGAAGUGGCAACGCCGGGCGGCUACCACACUAGUCAGUAGUCACUCACUAGUCAGGCGGUACGAUGGGUCGUGCGGCGGCCGUGUGGUGCUUUCUAGUGUUGUGUGCUCGCGCUGCCGCUCUCGAAUUUUAUUCGUACGGACCCGCUUACGAUUCGCAACUCACACGACAAAACGACGUGUCCAGCUACGAGAUAUCGCUGAAUGUUCCGAUCAGGUUUUUUGGGGAGACGUACAACUCGAUUUUUGUAAACAGCAAUGGACUGCUUUCAUUUCUCACGGAGAUUCCGAUGUUCUUCAGUAUCCAGUUUCCCCUUAACUACCCCGUUAUCGCACCCUUGUAUGCCAAUGUGGACUUGAGUGGCAAAGGCAACGUCUACUACAGAGAGACGCAAGAUCCAGAGUUGAUAAAAAGGUUUGACGAGCGAGUGAACCGCUUCUACCCCAGGUUAUCUGCUCCGUUUCAUGCACGGAGUGUUUUCAUUGCCUCAUGGAUUGAGGUUGGGUACUAUCCACAGGGAGUUGACAAGGUAAACACGUUCCAAGCCGUGGUGGGCAGUGAUGGAACCGAAUCGUUUGUGGAGUUACUGUACCGUCAAGGAGGUAUACAGUGGGUCCAGGGGCAAGGCCAGAGCUCCAGACUACCUGAGGCUAGAGCACAGGCUGGCUUUGUGGCCGAGGAUGGACGACUGUAUACGCUACGAGGCAGUGGAACAGACCAGAUCCAGAAUCUAGACAGAUGGAGUAACACAGAUGAACCGGGGUCUUGGUUGUUCCGGGUCGGAGACACAGGACCUGGGAAUGUAGAACCACCUCAGGUGUCUUUUGGUGGAGAUGACAACCUAGUGGAGGAAGCCAGCUGCCAGGUGGCCGCAGCAAUGUGUCACAGCCGCGCCUCUUGUGUGGACUCUAACGACAACUUCUGCUGUGUCUGCCAAUCUGGUUACUACGGCAACGGACUCGCGUGUCUUCAGGAUCAGAUCCCUCUGCGAGUGAACGGCAAGAUGACGCUGAGUCUCAACUCCGCGGCCGGCCAGGAGGUGGACGUGCAGGCCUACGUUGUGACAGCUGACGGCAGAUGCUACACUGCACUCAGUAGAGUACCUCCGGCCAUUGGCACCGACGCACAGCUAGUCACGUCUACAGCAGAUGUCAUAGGCUGGCUGUUCGCCAAGUCCAUCAAUGAUGCACCCAACGGAUACAAACUGACAGGAGGUAUUUUCAACCACACGGCAGUCUUGACCUUCGCUAACGGCCAGUACAGAGCCACUGUAGAGCAACGGUUCCUCGGUUUGGACGUGUUUGACCAACUGAGAAUGGAGGGAAAGAUCUUCGGAACAGUUCCGUCCGUUCCUCAUGGCUACAAACUGUCUCUCCCGGACUCCCAAACACAGUUCCGGAAAGUUUCUGCAGGUAAGGUUACGUCCCAGUCAACAUAUGUCAUCUACGCAGACAACUCCCAGGACCAGUUCCCAGUGUCUGUGGAACAGACUAUAAGCUUUGACGAACAUUGUCCGUCCGCUUAUCCUGAAGGCUCACUUAGACUUAAGGCUGCCCGCAACUUCAUCAGUUACGAAGAAACAGAGAACAUACUCAGAUUUGCCGCCACCAACAAAAUAUCCUCUCUGUCUGACAAUGACGACCCCUGUGUUGUUGGGCAAGUCAGCUGUGUCAACAACAGCCAUUGUAUCCCUGACACGUCUCAACGCAUCUCAACAUUCCGUUGUGUCUGCAACAACGGUUUCCAGACACUAUACACAGACGAGACGACGGGAGACUACGGUUGUGUCGACAUCAACGAGUGUCAGUCCGGGUCUCACACAUGUGAUGAGAACGCUCUCUGUAUCAACGAGAUCGGCUCCUUCAGUUGUCAGUGUCGACCCGGAUAUUCUGGCAAUGGAUUCUCCUGCCAAGCCAUACAGCAAGACUGCAGCAGUGUCAGAUGCAGCCCCGGAGCCGAGUGUAUAGAAGACCCAGAGACGGGACCCAGCUGUCACUGUAUUCCCGGGUUUGUGGGGGACGGCUACACAUGUACUCCUAAUGCCGAAGACGACUGCCUGAUGUGUUCUCCGCAUGCCUACUGCAACAGAACGUACUCAGGUACAGUCCAGUGCACCUGUCUGCCAGGCUACCAGGGUGAUGGCAGGGACUGUACUGCGUCUGACGGGACUGUAGAGAAGCACUGUCUGCUGGGAUUGUGUUAUUGCCCCUCUGGCUACGUUGACAACGGCCAAUCCUGUGUUAGGGAGAGCAGUGCUACCACAACGAGGCCGUCUGUACCCGUCUAUGAUGAUUAUUCCCAACAUCCAGAACCUGAAUGUUUCUCUUCCCAAUGUUUUUGCCCCAAGGGCUACGUUUUGACUCAAGCUGUCUGCAUGCCAGAGACUGGAGCCAGUCUUCAGACUCCCUAUACCAAGGGUCAUUCCGGAUAUCAAUUGUCAUGUAACACCAUCAACAACUGUCAUCCGCAGGCGCAAUGUAUCUACAUCACGUCGGAAGGCUCGUACCAAUGUCAGUGCAACGCUGGUUACGAGGGGGAUGGCUAUGAGUGCUCGGAAAUCGAACUGUCGUGCCGUGAGGCGGACAUUUGCCACCUGUACGCCAGCUGUGAAGAGAUAGAAGGGACAGACCAGGCCAUCUGUGUGUGUGAUGAGGGGUACCAGGGCGACGGCACCAACUGCUACAAAAGCGACAUUUGCAGUGAAGAUAUAGAAUGUGGUGAUCACGCUACGUGUGUGUGGUCAGAAGACACCCAACGGAAAGAGUGUGAAUGUGAUCCUGGCUACGUUCUCGACUAUAAGAUCUGCAUCAGGCAAGGUUGUGCUGAAUGCCACGAAGAAGCAGAAUGUAUUGUGAACCCUGUAACUGGACUACCUCAGUGUGUCUGCAAGUCGGGCCUGACGGGAGAUGGAGUGGACCAGUGCAGUCCGCAGCCAAUCGGAUGUAACAUCAUCAACAACUGUGCUCCCGAGGCCGAGUGUGUGUACUUUGCUCCGGACAACGGAUAUCGCUGUCAAUGCAAACUGGGCUACGAAGGCAGUGGACACGAGUGUAUUCGCGUCAAUACUUGUAUCAACAAUCCGUCCCUGUGUGAUGUCAACGCUCGUUGUGUCUCUGGUACAACAGGCUUCGAGUGCCAAUGUCAACCCGGCUACGUCGGCAACGGACAGACUUGCAAAGAAGUGCGGCCAAUGGAAGGCGGGUUUCUUCUGGUGAACAAGGGAAUGGCAACUGUCAAAAUUCCCCAGCAACCAAGCGUCACCAACCCUGGCAAACCAAUACAGCUUCAGUAUGAUCAAGUCGCAAUAGGUAUUGCAGUGGAUUGUGUCGAAGGUUUGGUGUAUUGGAGCGACAUUAACGGACAAGUCAUCAAGCAUUCCUCUCUUAACGGCAAAGAUAUCACCAACUUUGUCACUGAAGAAAUAAGUUCGCCAGAGGGGCUUGCUAUUGACUGGAUCAGCAGACGACUCUAUUGGACUGACUCUGGCAAAGACGUCAUCAAGUCAGCUGAUCUCAACACAGGGGAGGUUCAAACCCUUAUUUCAUCCGGCCUUGUCAACCCUCGCGGUAUUGCUGUGCAUCCUAUUUACAGAAAAAUCUACUGGUCAGAUUGGAACAGAGCGUCCCCGAAGUUAGAGUCAGCAAAUCUGGACGGUUCUGGUCGUGAGACGUUGGUCACACGAGACGUCAAACUACCGAACUCUCUCGCCAUUGACUGGGCAACUCACGAACUGUGCUGGACUGACGCAGGCACUAAGAAGAUAGAGUGCCUCAACCUAGAUUCUGGCAUCAGAAGGACGGUCGUGGCCAACUGUAGCUAUCCCUUUGGUUUAGCAAUCACAGCUGAUAAAUAUUAUUGGACUGACUGGGAAACUCAGAAGGUAGAGAGUGCCUACACAUACACCUCCGCACCGGCCGAGUCACUGAUUGUCCCUCUCGGAGGAGCUGGUAAACUCUACGGCAUCGCAGCCAUUGCAGACUCUUGCCCUCGCAUCUAGUUCCUCGCCUCGUAGUGCCUUAUUUAUUGUCCGUAGGUUAACUUUGUAAAGUAAUGUGAGUAUUUUCUUCGUUUUGUAUUUUAUUUCAUUCCUGUUGAUCACAAGACUCGAAAUAUAUUUCUUUAUUUA